AUAAUAUUAUAAAACAAAGUCAAAGGGUAUAAAUAUAAUGCAUUGAAAUAAAAGUUAAAAUUUAUGAUCCCAUAAUUUGAGGGUUCUCCAUACACUUAUUAGUAUCUCUCUCUCUCUCUCUCUCUCUCUCUCUCUCUCUCUCUACUUUGCUCCAAUGCUCACCUCCUCUCAAAGAUUACUUUGCCUCCUCCCAUGCUCAAAUCAAAGAUACAAAACCAUCAUCUCACCGCCAUGCUGUCCAUCUCCAUCUCCCUCUCCUCUGCAUGCUCACUGUUUGAUGAAAUGCCCCAGAGACCAAAAACACCUCCUAACAAAAUGGCCCAACAAUUUCAUUCCCCUAUGGUUCAUGCCAAAGAUUACAAUGUCCCUUCACUCUCACACAAUCUCUCAAGCAAGUUCUCUUCUACAAUGUUACCGCUGAAACGCCGAGCUAUACUACAUCUCCUUCGUUCUCGCAUCAGAGAAAACGAUAUCCUAACGGCGAUGCAAUUGCACUCUCCUGUGUUGAAAUACGGGUACUCGUCGGAUGUUUACGUAGCAAGCGUGCUCGUGGAUGCGUAUGCGAAAUGUGGGUUUGUUGAGGAUGCCCACAAGGUGUUUGUUGAUAUCUCUGUGAGAGACUUGGUGCUGUGGAAUGUGAUGGUGUCUUGCUAUGCCUUGAAUGGUCUUGGUGAAGAAUCUCUUAAGGUGUUUGUGUUGAUGAGAUUAAAGGGAUUUUUCGGUGAUGGGUUUACCUUUAGUAGCUUGCUCAGUGCUUGUAGCUCCUUGGGUUGUUGUGAACUAGGAAGGAUGAUUCAUAGUCUUAUUGAAAAGUUGGGUCUUAGUUGUGAUGUAGUUGUUGGUAGCGCACUAGUUGAUAUGUAUGCAAAAUGCUGUGAGAUCGUUGAUGCUCGCAGGGCCUUUGAUGCUAGGGGUGCUCGGAAUGUUGUCUCGUGGAACGCAAUGAUUGUUGGUUACGGGCAAUGUGGCGAAGGUAAAGAGGCUAUGAAGCUUCUUAGUCGGAUGAUCAAAUUCGGAUUUAAGCCUGAUGAACUCACACUCGCUAGUAUUCUUAGCUCUUGCGCCCAUAUAGCGGCGACCAAUGAGACUACUCAAGUCCACGGUUAUGCGGUUAAAAUGGGUUUCCAAGAUUUCGUGUCGAUAGGAAAUGCUCUUAUUAUUGCUUACGCCAAGAAUGGUUUCAUAGAUGAUGCAUUUAGCUCCUUUUGUUUGAUCACUGGGCCUGACUUGGUUACAUGGUCAUCAAUGGUUUCUUCUUAUGCAUACCAUGGACUUCCUUCCGAUGCAAUUGAUCUGUUCGAGAAAAUGUUGCGAGAAGGAAUAAGGCCGGACGGAGUCGCCCUUUUAGGGGUUCUCUCUGCUUGUAGUCAUGCAGGGCUUGUGGAAGAAGGGUUGAGAUAUUUUGCUUCUAUGAGAAAUGAAUAUCAAAUUAGUCUGAAUUCGGAGCAUUAUACUUGUUUGGUUGAUUUGCUAGGUAGAGCUAAUCAACUUGAGGUUGCCUACAGUGUUCUAAGUAAUAUGUGCUUGAAACCUGAUGCUGAUGUGCUUGGAGCUUUUAUUGGUGCUUGUAAAGUUCACGGCAACACUCGGUUGGCGAAAUGGGCUGCGGAAAAGCUUUUCAAGUUACAACCAAGUGAGCCAGUGAAUUACAAACUCAUGUCCAAUAUCUACUCAUCUACGGGACAAUGGGAGGAUGUUGCGACGGUGAGAAGCACGAUGAGGACUAAAUGUUGUACCAACAUGCCGGGUUUUAGUUGGAUAGAGAUCGGUGGAACGGUUCGCUCCUUCGUCUCCAAUGACGUUUCGUAUGUGCAGGCAUCAGAGAUUCGUAAAAUGUUGAGAGUGCUUGUUACACUGAUGAAGAAAGCUAGCAUGAUUGAUGAAAUUUUGAUGGAUCAUGAUCUAGCAGUUAUGUAAAUACCAGAUUGUUCUAGUUUAUCCUAUGUAUCUUUAGUGGGACUGCCAAGUGUUGUUCAUCUCACUGGACAAGUUCAACUAUCAAGUAAGAACUUACCAUAUGACUUUGAUUCCUUUAUACAGUAGUUUUCAUCUCAUUGGACAAGUUCAUCUGAAGGUUGUCAUUUUCUUCGUUCAUGAUCACGCGUAGCUGCAAAGUAUGCUAGAAUUCUAUCAUGCUGUCUUCUCAGGUGGCAGUUCCUCACAAAACUCCUGUCAAUUGAUUCAAAUCAGAUGCAUGAAGGUUCUUGAGAUUGCUUGUUUUCUCUGUCCAUUGGAGCCUACAAGAAAGUAAGGUAAGGUCACUCUUCCUUUUCUACUGUUGCCAAAGUAACAUUGAUUGUUAUCGGAAACGGGGAUAUGUUAUCAAUCUUUAACAUUGCACUGCUUUAUACUCAACAACUUAUUUAAGCUAUGAACCUUUGUCCUCCUCCGUUCUGCUUCUCUUUUCACAUACACUACUCUCCUUCGAUCGUGCACUUUCCAUGUCUGAGUUGUUCCGUCAUUCUCCUGCACGGUUGCGCUUGAUGAUCAUACCCUCUCCUCCCAAGCUUCUUUGUUGGGAGACUACAUCAGCGACUUUAGACGCUCUUGCUACUACCACUGCCUCUGAUCCUUAGAUCACAACAUCUAACUGCUCCUUUGCUAUUGAGACUUCAAUAUAUUCUUAGAUGGAUAGUACUCUGAUGAUCUACUUGUCUCACUGACUGUGUCUUCUCUUUUUUGUUUGUUUAUCUUAUAAUUUGUUGGGACCGUAUGACAGAAAGGAUAUGUUUGUUUUGAUGACUGAGGUGCAUUUAGCAUCUCUAUGAUGUUUCUCCUUAAAAUCUUUUUUUUUUUAAGAAUAUGCAUAGAAAAUUACUCUAUAUUUUAAACUCACCAAAAAAAAUUUGAAAUUGCUUUAUUUUCAGUCAAAACUAUAUCUUGUCUACUUAAUUCUAGUUCCCAAUCUAUCAAAUGAAAAUGGAUUUGUUUUGGAUAGAUGACAUGAAUGGCAUACUAGAAAUUGAGAAUGUGGUGGUGCUCAAACUCUCUGGACAUUUGAAUUAAUUAUGAGGCUUGAUGACCAUUUUCAUUCAUCAGUUCCCAGGUGGAAAUUCAUGGCUAUUGCCCGAGAACUUUUUCAAGUCAUGAAGGAACUGAACCUGCAUUUUCAUGGUUGCUUAUAUUUGUUUUUGCAGCCAAAAAUUAUUUAAUAUGUUUAUAGAGUACAAAACAUCAAAAAGAGAUUUAAGGAUUGUUUGGUUACACAGAGUUAUUGAGUUGUAACUGCACUGUAGUUGAAAUUGGAUGUAAAUUUAAGUAUGAUAUUUGGUUUGGUUAACUUAAAU
Ananas comosus (pineapple) is the source of this 3287-nucleotide messenger RNA. Its product is annotated as pentatricopeptide repeat-containing protein At2g46050, mitochondrial-like. The transcript has 2 exons. Gene Ontology annotation, biological process: RNA modification. Bases 193 to 1917 code for a protein of 574 amino acids. Gene Ontology annotation, molecular function: protein binding; RNA binding. The record is from RefSeq and is a predicted model, not a curated record. NCBI's taxonomy places the organism in Eukaryota, Viridiplantae, Streptophyta, Magnoliopsida, Poales, Bromeliaceae.